CUGACCACUUCUGUUAUCUUUUCUGUUCAAAUUCCUUGCCAUUCCCCCCCGUGGCAGCAGCUCGUUUACCCUCCUCUAACCAUGCCGAACAAAAAGUCAACAUCUUCCAAAAAGGGCAUAGCAGCAAAUAACGAUGCUCCAGGUACCUGUCAGUCUACCUCCGGACGCAAAGAAACCAGAGAGCCCCGUAUAAGGACCCGAAGCAGCAGCCCAGUUCGAAGAAAGAAGACGGAGUCAACUACAACGUUGACAGGCGUUGACCCGGUAUCAGGGAUCGCGGAAAAACCUCAGGACCUAGAAGAAGAAGCAAAGACCCUGCCGGAAAAAGGACCAAACCCGCAGGUCACUGUUGAGGAUGUCAAUAACGAACACGUGGAAAAGAGCUUCAAUUGGCACCAUGUACGCAAACCUCGAGCCAUUGACUACGAGCAUGCGUAUCCGAAAGAGUGGCCAGCAGAGAUUCAGCGACCCUUUGGAAUGGCUCUUGACUGGGCACGUAAGCAUGCCGAACGCAAUCAUGCCAAUCUUUCUGUGGAGCAGAAAAGAGACCUCAUCUCUAGCCUUGAUGGCUACUGCAUUCAGAAUGACUUCGAUACUAUUGUAUCUAGUCUUCCCCGAGAAUCGCAAAAUGAUUGUCUAACACGCUUAGUUCAUCUUUUGCUUGUCAAAGAAUGCAUUUCCAGGUUCUUCACGAAUCCCUUCUGGUACCUUGUUCCGAACCCUAGGCCUGUGAAUGAUGGGGAUGAUAAAGAGAAGUUGGCAGCAAACGCACCCGAAUUUGGAGCACAGAUAUUGGAGCUUUUUGAAAGAAUGCGUGAAUCUGACCCAGCGGCUGCCCAGCUUUGGCGCUUAUGGACUACUCGCUUCUCCCACCCAGGUCAUAAGCUCGGAUAUGACAUGAUCGCUCAUCGAGACUCCGUGGCUGACAAAAUAUGCGCGGAAAUCUUGGGCCAAGAGCUAGUGAAAUCGCUCCUCAGAAGUACGGAUAAAUGUGAUCUGGAUAGAGCCUUCCUUGACAUGCAGAAGGUCUUCAGGUCAGCUGCUGAAGUUUCGGUGAAAACUUCAUGCCACCUUGAGCGUCUGGAGUUUAAGACUCUCAAUACUUUGGACCAUGCCUUUCAUCACCCUUCGGCGGAGAUAGAAUUGGCCGAGGAUUAUGGAGGGGCUGAGAAGGAACAUUGUUUUGACGACCGCCAAAUUCUCUUCUUGGAGUUUCCCGCCAUGUAUCGUUGCGGAGAUCUUAAGGAUCCCUUUUAUAAGGGUAUCCUUCAUAAAGCGGUUGUCUAUGUUGAGGAUGUAGAUUAG
Aspergillus eucalypticola CBS 122712 is the source of this 1305-nucleotide messenger RNA. RefSeq lists its product as uncharacterized. The transcript has 3 exons. The record is from RefSeq and is a predicted model, not a curated record. Lineage: Eukaryota; Fungi; Ascomycota; Eurotiomycetes; Eurotiales; Aspergillaceae. The coding region runs from base 82 to 1305 and encodes 407 amino acids.